AAUUCCGGAGAAAGCGCCUGGGAGGCCGGGAAGAGCGGGCGCGUCCGGCACGCCUGCAGGCGGCGGAUCUGCUCGCACGGGGUGCCCAGCGGCGUUUUGUAGGAUCCGGUGUCCCAGACCAGCCAGAGGGAGCAUGGCCGAGCAGGAGCCCACCGCGGAGCAGCUGGCGCAGAUCGCCGCCGAGAACGAGGAGGACGAGCACUCGGUCAACUACAAGCCACCGGCCCAGAAGAGCAUCCAGGAGAUCCAGGAGCUGGACAAGGACGACGAGAGCCUGCGCAAGUACAAGGAGGCCCUGCUGGGCCGCGUGGCCGUGUCUGCGGACCCCAACGUCCCCAACGUCGUCGUGACCCGCCUGACGCUGGUGUGCAGCAGCGCCCCGGGCCCCCUGGAGCUGGACCUGACAGGUGACCUGGAGGCCUUCAAGAAGCAGUCCUUCGUGCUGAAGGAGGGUGUAGAGUACCGGAUAAAGAUCUCCUUCCGGGUGAACCGGGAGAUCGUGUCCGGCAUGAAGUACAUCCAGCACACGUACCGGAAAGGCGUCAAGAUCGACAAGACCGACUACAUGGUGGGCAGCUACGGGCCCCGGGCCCAGGAGUACGAGUUCCUCACCCCCAUGGAGGAGGCGCCCAAGGGCAUGCUGGCCCGCGGCAGCUACAACAUCAAGUCCCGCUUCACGGACGACGACAAGACGGACCACCUGUCCUGGGAGUGGAACCUCACCAUCAAAAAGGAUUGGAAGGACUGAGUCUGGCCCGGGAGGCGGGCAGGGAGGACAGACGGAGGGAUGUGCGCACCCCCGCCCCGCCCCGCCCCACCCCCCAUACCAAAGUGCUGACGGGCCCCUGCCCACCUGCCCUCGCUGCCCCGGUCUGCCGCCCCCAGCCCACAGGCCCCGGCCUCCUGGAUAGUCUAGUGUCGCUGCUGCUUCCGCCUGUGCCGUGGGGGUGGAGGCUGCGGCUCAGGCCUCCCCUCCCACGCCAGACCCCUCCAGGGCCCCCCACUUGUCCUCACCCGACCAGAGGCCCUGGCUGUCCCGAGUAGGGGGUUCUGUCCCCGCUCUGGGGGGUGGGGUGGGGGAGGGCGCAUGAUGCAGAGCCCGGGGGGCCGGGCACCCUCCAGCUUGCACCCCCUGGUCAGCUCACCCAUCGCUGUCUGUACCUGUCUAACCAUGAUGCCUUAACAUGUGGAACGUGUGCUGUGGGGGCCGUCACUGACCUCUGACCCCUGUGUCUGCAUGAGCAUGUGGUCUCCCCCGGUCCCCGCCGCCCCGGACGCAGCCCUGCGGCCGGGGUGGUGUGGGACGUGCUGCUGCUGCUCCCGGGCUGCCCGGCCUGGCCAGCCCCUCUCCCCUCUCCCCUCUCCCAGCCAGGCUGUGGGGGACAGCUCCAGGGGCCUGGGGAAAGCCAAAUUGCCAAAACCCAAGUGGCCUCCAGUCCCAUCCGAGAGGCUGGGUGAUCUUACGCCUUUGCUUUCUCCGUCCCAGCGGGCAGCGCCCAGACCCAGAGCCCCCGGCCCCAACAAAGCCCUCGGCGGACACAGCCGGCGGCCGAGCCUCACUUGUCCUGCCCGGGCCCUCGGGCCCGGAGGGGCAUGCCUGGCCUGCCAGCAUUUAUUGCCUCCACCUGUGCCGUCCUCUGGGCCAGCCGGCCUGCCGCCUCUGCCCCCAGGCCCCAAGCCACCACCCCCGCCGGGCCCUCCCUGGACCCAGCCAGGACCACUGUGGGACCAAGCGUGCAUGGGCGGAGCUGCCCCAGUGCCUCCUCCCAGGUCGGGCCCGGGCUGGGGUGCACAGGAACCCGUCCCUGCUUCUCCUCCGCUGACCGGGAAAUAAACUCCCCCGAAG
Molecule: messenger RNA, 1846 nt
Organism: Phyllostomus discolor (pale spear-nosed bat)
Lineage: Eukaryota; Metazoa; Chordata; Mammalia; Chiroptera; Phyllostomidae
Gene: ARHGDIA
Product: Rho GDP dissociation inhibitor alpha
Exons: 6
Coding region: 134-748 (204 amino acids)
Biological process (GO): Rho protein signal transduction
Cellular component (GO): membrane; cytoplasm; cytosol
Molecular function (GO): protein binding; Rho GDP-dissociation inhibitor activity
Source: RefSeq, a predicted model, not a curated record